CUCUCCCUUUCCCCACCCUCCAUCCUGCUCUGGCUGGCAGUGGGUACUGGUCUAGGGGGCAACUGCACAGGCUGUGUCAUCUGCUCAGAGGAGAACGGCUGCUCCACCUGCCAGCAGAAGCUCUUCCUGUUCAUCCACCGGGAAGGCAUCCGCCAGUACGGCAAGUGUGUGCAUGACUGUCCCCCAGGCUACUACGGUGUCCGCGGCCAGGAGGUCAACAGGUGCAAAAAAUGUGGGGCCACCUGUGAGAGCUGCUUCAGCCAAGACUUCUGCAUCCAGUGCAAGAGGCGGUUUUACCUCUACAAGGGGAAGUGUCUGCCCACCUGUCCGCCGGGCACCGUGGCCCAGCAGAGCACACGCGAGUGCCAGGAGGAGUGUGAGCUGGGCCCCUGGGGCAGCUGGAGCCCCUGCACACACAAUGGGAAGACCUGCGGCUCGGCCUGGGGCCUGGAGACCCGUGUCCGGGAGGCCGGCCGGGCUGGGCAGGAGGAGGCAGCCACCUGCCAGGUGCUGUCCGAGUCAAGGAAAUGUCCCAUCCGGAGGCCCUGCCCAGGAGGUGAGCACCAGGCUGGGCACCGGGGGCAGCCGUGGGCAGAGCCCAGGGUGACUCUGCGUGGUCAGAACACGCUGUCCUCACAAAUAGUCCCUGUGAGGCUGCUUGAAAGCCCCACGAGCUACACCUUCUUGUGGACUGAGCGUUGCCCUUCCCGAUGUCCCCCUUGCCAGGGCCAGUCCCAGACCCUUGGGAAAAUCAAGCUUGUCCUUCCCACCAGGAGUACUCGACCCUUUCAGACUGACCUCCUUUAA
Molecule: messenger RNA, 807 nt
Organism: Vicugna pacos (alpaca)
Lineage: Eukaryota; Metazoa; Chordata; Mammalia; Artiodactyla; Camelidae
Source: RefSeq, a predicted model, not a curated record